GCAUCGAUGGCCUCUUGGGCUCAGGUCAGGCAGCCAUAUUUGAUGGAUCUUCAGCCUCUUUCCAAACUUCCAACACCAUCGCGUUUGCAGCAGUCGGCUUUCUGGAAUUGCUGCUAUCGAUCCCACUUGCAUAUUUGAUGCCGCGCGCCGUCCGAUCUCUUCGUCUUCAUGGCUGAUUCCACGCAGACGGACGCAAUGUUGACCGGCAGCCUGUUCAGCUAUGACUCGGUUCCUCUGUCAGAUCCGUCAACCCAAAUUCGUCUGAUCGACCUCCAUCCCGCUUCUAGUUAUACGGACGACCUAUACUGCUACAUCUACACUGCGCCUAUCUCCCAGGCGCCCAGCUAUAUCGCGCUUUCAUACAUUUCAGUGGUCAAUGAAGUCAACGAUGGCAGAGCUUUUAUACCACUUCCCCUGACAUCAUCCCUGGAUACUUGCCUCCGUCAUCUUCGAGAACUCCAACGCCGGUGGCAGCUUGAGCCCCUGCCUCUGUGGAUUGACCAGAUAUGUAUCAACCAGGAAGACAACGAGGAAAAAUCCUUCCAGGUCAUGCUCAUGAAGGAUAUCUACUCGUCUGCCCAUCAAGUCAUCGUUUGGCUAGGCCCUGCUGCUGACGGCUCCGACAAAGUAAUGGAUGCCUUUGCAGAAAUCGGUCAAGAAUUCCUCGAUAAGAUCGGCGACCAUACCUCAGAAGAGCAUCUGCUUUCCGUCGGUCGCCUCAUUGAGGAAAAUAUUGAACAGCCUGGUGUCGUUGCUUUCUUGAGUAAGGCAUUCAAGGUUUUUCUUGGAUUGAAAAGGGAACGCUCUUUUACGCGCUGGGUGGAAAGAUCAUGGUUCACGCGAGUGUGGACUAUACAGGAGUUCUGUCUCUGUUCGGAUACGGUUUUUGCUUGUGGCUACGAGGUCGUCCCUGAGAGAUUUAUUUCCGCAGUAGUCGAUUUUACGAGGUGCAUUGUACUGGACAGAUGUUUGCGUGAACGUCUAGAGACACCUGACACACCUACAUAUUCCAACCUCGCCUCAGGGUUCGUUAAAUUACACAAGCUCUUUCAGCAUCGGGGGCACAGCCAGUACCUGGAUCGGAAAGAAACCCUGGAACACCUCCUUGCGGAAGUCUUUGUAGGAUCUACACCGUCGUACGUUACAAAUAAGCGCGACAAAGUGUACGGACUCCUUGGCUUAGCGGGGGACGCGGAUGAGCUUGGUAUUCGGCCGGAUUAUUCUACGUCAACGACCAUUGCGCAAGUGUUGACGCAAACCGCAAGAGCGAUAAUCGAAAAGAAAUGGAAAACACAACGGAUCAGAGGUCUAUACAUCAUUCGUUACGGGAGUUUGGGACGAAGAAAUUCUGCCCAAUCAGGGGAAGCAAUGAGCAGCAGCACCAAGAACGAGAUGGAACUACCGUCAUGGGUGCCUGAGUGGAACAGCAAAACAAUAAAGACGUAUGUAGCAACUACGUCAUACUCAGCCUGUGGGAAGUUCAGAAUAGCGGAUUUGGUGCCUACUUCAUCCCCUACCAUUCUGGGCGUCCGUGGCUUUUACGUGGAUACUAUCGUGGAUUUAGGAGAGCAGGCACAGGUUAACCGCCUGCAUUGCCCUGACGGUCCUAAGAAAAUCCUUGCAUUUUUCGACUCCGUCAAGAGGCUGUUAAACAUGUCCAAGCAGAACAAAUGUGCCAAAAACAUAUAUGCAACUACUACUCAUCAUGAUGCUGCCCUAUGGCGAGUGCCCAUUGGGGAUCAGUAUAUCGCGUAUGGAGUUGGCCACCAACCCUACAAAAGGACAGACUCAAAACUGGAAUCACUCUAUCGGAAAUUCGUCGCAUACUACGAGGACUGGGCAAGCCGGGAAGAUGAUUGGAAUGACUAUAUGGCAGCGUACAAAGCUGGAGAUAAGCAGGCCAACUUGGCGAUGGAAAUGCACAUGGACGAGCUCCUGGCGGAGGGAUAUUAUCUGGCCUUGGGGAACAUGCGUUGCAAGCGCCCGUACCUCACAAAGAAUGGAUAUCUGGGCAUGGGCCCAGGGCACUCACAGCCCGGCGACAAAGUGGUUGUAUUUCACGGCGAUGUAAUACCAUACGUGGUACGACCGGGGGACAACACGUACCUUUUGAUGGGGGAAGCAUACUGCGACGGGAUUAUGGACGGGGAACUCGCUGAUACAGCGGAGAGGGAGGAUUUCUAUCUUAUUUGA
Molecule: messenger RNA, 2193 nt
Organism: Neurospora tetraspora
Lineage: Eukaryota; Fungi; Ascomycota; Sordariomycetes; Sordariales; Sordariaceae
Product: heterokaryon incompatibility protein
Exons: 3
Coding region: 169-2193 (674 amino acids)
Source: RefSeq, a predicted model, not a curated record